Thlaspi arvense is the source of this 779-nucleotide messenger RNA. The record is from the annotation of a GenBank genome assembly. NCBI's taxonomy places the organism in Eukaryota, Viridiplantae, Streptophyta, Magnoliopsida, Brassicales, Brassicaceae.
UCUAAUUUCCAUACAGAGUUUGCCACGUGGCAGAACCACGUAAACAUCGCUAAACUUCUCAACCAACGCGCUAGGAUGCAAGGACGAUAAAAUUUAAUCGCUGAUAUUGCUUUUUAAUAUAAUUUUCGGUAUAAUUGAUCUCUGGAGAUUGUUGACGAAGAACCAGAAUUGUACUGCAAUGGCAUACGUUGAAGGAGGUGUGGUCAAAGCGAAACGAUCAAUAUGGAGACUAAGGACGAUAAAAGAUUUCUUCUGGUCCAUCAUUAAUCUGAUUCAAGUCUUCUUCAUAACUAUGUUCUCAAUGGAUAAAUCAGAUGCCUACAGGAAAGGCUCUGGGGCUAAGCAGUGGGAUGGUGGCCGACCUGGUGGUGGUGGUGGCGGAGGUGGUGGCGGUGGGCGCCCUGGUCCUCCUCGUGGGGGACUCGACAAUGUGCGUGGCUUGAAUGAUAUACGUGGAGCUGAUCACAAUUCUUUACCGGCAUGUGGCUCGUGCUGUGGCUGAGCCUUGUUUGUGCGAGAGCGCCCAAGAAUAAACGAAGUGACAUAUAUAUAGUGUUGAAAUGAUGCUUUUGUGUUUGAGAAAGCAAUGAACCAAGAUUAUGGUGUAUUUUGUAAUUGCUUCUAACCAAGCUAUUUGUAUUUAGACACUGCGUACAUUUGAAAUUGGAAGCUCACCUUAAUAGUUCGUAACUUACCUCCAACACAAUUAAAUAUUUGGGAAGCAAAAAAAUUGAUAUGAUCAUAGGGUCAACCUCAUCCGGUUUACAUCCAGACUUAUA